CUUUGGAACGUUUUAUUACCCUUAUAUAAUAAAAAUAAGAAUAUUUAAUAUUUAAUUUGUCUACAAUAAGAAGGGGAUAGAGUGACGGCCAAAGCUUUCCCUUCCUCUUUCUCUGAAAUUGUUUCAAAAAAUUUCCCCUUUUCGAUUCAAUCAUGAGUAACGAAUAUGAUUAUCUGUUCAAGCUUCUACUUAUCGGCGAUUCCUCCGUCGGAAAAUCCUGCUUGCUUCUCAGAUUUGCUGAUGAUUCUUACGUGGAUAGCUACAUCAGUACCAUCGGUGUUGAUUUCAAAAUCAGAACAGUGGAGUUGGACGGCAAGACAAUCAAGCUGCAAAUUUGGGAUACUGCUGGACAGGAGCGUUUUCGGACUAUUACUAGCAGCUACUACCGAGGAGCUCAUGGGAUAAUAGUCGUCUAUGAUGUUACCGAGAUGGAGAGCUUCAACAAUGUCAAGCAGUGGUUGAACGAGAUUGACAGAUAUGCUAAUGACAGUGUAUGUAAGCUUCUGGUUGGGAACAAAUGUGAUUUAGUUGAGAACAAGGUUGUCGACACGCAGACAGCGAAGGCAUUUGCAGAUGAAAUUGGGAUUCCUUUCCUGGAGACAAGUGCUAAAGAUUCAAUCAAUGUGGAGCAGGCUUUCUUAACCAUGGCUGGCGAGAUUAAGAAAAAAAUGGGUAACCAGCCAACUGGGAACAAGUCAGCCGGAACUGUUCAAAUGAAGGGACAACCGAUCGAACAGAAGAACAAUUGCUGUGGCUAGUAGCCGGAACUCUUUUAGAUCGUAAACAUGUUGCAUAUCAUAUGAAUGUUUCAGAAACUAAAAUGCUGCCUACUUGAACUUUUUCUGUGUAAGUUGAAGUACCAAUGCAUGUUCCUCUGUAUCUUAUAUUUUCGUUAGAUUAUAUACCGUAUUUGCUGAAAAACAAAAUGUUGGAAGUACUGAACUUGAGUGCAGGAACCAUUAUUAGUAA
This is a messenger RNA of Gossypium raimondii (Peruvian cotton), 969 nucleotides long. RefSeq names its product ras-related protein RABD1. The coding region runs from base 153 to 758 and encodes 201 amino acids. Gene Ontology annotation, molecular function: GTP binding; GTPase activity. The record is from RefSeq and is a predicted model, not a curated record. The transcript has 8 exons. NCBI's taxonomy places the organism in Eukaryota, Viridiplantae, Streptophyta, Magnoliopsida, Malvales, Malvaceae.